CGCUGAGCGAACACUGAGCCAACUCUGAGCCGACGCUGCCGUCUUGUCGGAUUAGGCUUAAACCUUGAAGCCAUCGCCGUCGACUAACUCUCGUUUUCCACCCUGGAGCGCACCCUUCUUUUGCGCCCGCCCUGCUUCCGGAACGAACAAAGCAUGGCUCCCCUCUUUGUGUUGGCUGUGGGAAGAAGCCUCCGCUGUCCGCGUACCUUUGCCUUUCCCUCUGCUUUUGAGCUGUCCAACCAGAUACAUGCCGCUCUGCUACUUUCGUGUCUCACAGCGUCAACCACGCCCCAGCCAUUUCUCCACCCCGUCAUCCUUUAUCGCUGCCGGGCUGCAGAAGGGCAGAAGGCGUGCAGCACCUACGUAAACCGGAACACCUGUGAUUGGGUCGAACCCACGUUGGCUCGCUCUGCCUUGUCUGUUCACGGCGUGGCCACCUCCGAUGGGUGCCCACCUCAGCUUUAUCGUGCCACUGGGCUAUCACUUCCCAUGCUUGGUCUGCUUCCCCGCAUGCCCAGCCCUGCUCCCUUUUGCAGCUAUUCCCAAGCCUAUCGGCGGGAUAAACCUGGCGGCCGCAUGCCGUGGGUCCCAAUGACAACAUGUCUCAUAGCCAGCGUGGCGACUGGCCUUGUACUUGAGACAUGCGAGGCGGUGGGCUUGGCGAGGUUGGCGAGGUCAAGUGGAUGGGUGGGAAGCACAGGCAAUUGCCUUCAAGGAUGACGAUCACUAAGAACUGUGGCUCGCAGGUCCGAGUUAAACCGCGUGCCGUCCCUCUCGCGGACCUCUAAAAUGGUUUCUCCCCUCUUCACUCUUCUCGCAGGCCCAAAGGUUGCUGUGUCUGCUAUUAUCCCGAGUCACCCUCCGCACGAAGCACGACGCUGAGUCUUUAGAAUGGCAUUGUGGAAGUGUCUCACCGUCGCC
Ilyonectria robusta is the source of this 921-nucleotide messenger RNA. RefSeq lists its product as uncharacterized. The transcript has a single exon. The record is from RefSeq and is a predicted model, not a curated record. NCBI's taxonomy places the organism in Eukaryota, Fungi, Ascomycota, Sordariomycetes, Hypocreales, Nectriaceae. Bases 154 to 720 code for a protein of 188 amino acids.